This is a messenger RNA of Aegilops tauschii subsp. strangulata, 606 nucleotides long. Lineage: Eukaryota; Viridiplantae; Streptophyta; Magnoliopsida; Poales; Poaceae. The record is from RefSeq and is a predicted model, not a curated record.
AUGCCGCCGUCCUCUCCGUCGUCGCCGGUCGUCACCGCAACCUCGCCGACCUGCCUCCUCCUCCCCAUCCCUCCCUUUCCUUCUCUGUCCCGCACGGCCGUCACCGCGUCCAGGCCGUGCUCACCGCGCCCGGCCGCGUCCCGCAGCUCCACGCCGGCGCGCCGCACGCACCGUGCUCGCGGUCACCACGGCCCCGACCGCGCCCGCUCGACCGCGCACACGCCCGCGCAUCGCGACCCCUCCCCGCGCCUGCGUCGCCUGAACCAUGUCGCCACGCCCACGACGCGCCCCGCGCUGCACCGCUCGCCCGCGCUGCGCCUAGCUGCUGCUGCUGCCGCGUCAGCCUGUGUGCUCCUACCACCACCUGCACGCACGCCUACGCCUCACGCGCACGCGUGCGACGCGCGCCGCUCCCCUGUCUGCCGCGGCCGCCUCUGCUCGCCCGCGCCCUCCCCUGCCUCCCCGCACGCAUCCGCCGCACCGACGCCGCCCAGCUCCGCCAUGGCCCUCCUCCCUUCACCCCGCGGCCUCCCUCUGCUUCCACUGGAAGCGCGCGAGCGCGAGCUCGCCCCCGGUGGCCUCCGCGACUCGAGUCGCCGCCCAUAG